GUAAUAAUAGGAUUUGAAACUGGUUUUGUUCCACCAAAUAUCAAUUAUACAUCUCCACGAAAUGAUAUAGAAGCCUUGAUAAACGGAACUGUUCGUGUCGUACAAGAACCACUGCCACUUAAAAAUGGUUACAUAGGUAUCAGUUCUUUUGGUAUUGGGGGCGCCAACGCUCAUAUGCUGUUAAAGUGGAAUUUGAAACAGAAGGUUAAUAAUAGCGUGCCAAAUGAUGAAUUGCCAAGACUUGUAAUAUUGUCUGGACGCACUGAAGAAUCAGUGAAAUUGUUCUUAAAUGACAUUGCUAAUUAUCAGAUAGAUGUAGAAUAUAUCCGUUUACUACACGAUAUUCACUCAGACAAUAUAGACGGUCAUACAUGGAGAGGAUAUAUUAUAUUAAAUACUUCGCAGCAAGAAUCAAUACAAGAAAUUAAAAAUUGUAAUAUUGUGAAAAGACCUGUUUGCUUUAUAUUUUCAGCCUUAGGGUCGCAAUGGCCCGGAAUGGGUCAAAAUUUAUUAAAAUUCCAAGUAUUUGCAAAUACAAUAAGAAUGUGCGAUGCUGUUUUAAAACCAUAUAAUAUAAGUAUCACAAACAUUUUGACAAAUGCAGAACAAAAUGUGUACGAAGAUGCGUUAUGCGCGUUUCUGGGAAUUGUCGCUAUUCAGAUUGGUUUAGUAGAUCUCUUAAGAUCUUUAGGAAUUACUCCGAAUUACAUGAUUAGUCAUUCUGCUAGUGAACUCGGCUGCGCAUACGCAGAUGACUGUCUUACCAUUGAACAAACUAUUAUAUCAGCAUACUUUAUUGGUUUAGCGUGUGUCAAAGGAAAAUUAAUUCGUAGCUCGAUGGCAAUUAUCAGUUUUGAUUACAAGUGUCUUAAAAAUAUAUGUCCAGAGGAUAUUGAAAUAGUAUGUCGCAAUAGCGAGAACAGCAGCAUUGUUAGUGGUCCAACAAAAUCCGUGCAAGCUUUUAUAAAAAAAUUGCAGGUUAAUACAAUUUGUGUAAAAGAGAUUCACUGUAACGUGCCGUAUCAUAGUUCUUAUCUCGCAUCUGUGGAACCUCAGCUUUUGUCUGAUUUGAACAAAAUAAUACCACGUCCGAAAAAACGAAGUCCAAAGUGGAUCAGCACUUCCGUACCCCGUACCGAAUGGCACACUUCAGCAUCAAAAUUAUCAUCCGCGGACUAUCAUACGGGUAGUAUAUUAAACACUGUUCUCUUUGAUCAAGCAAAGCAUUUAAUUCCAAGUAACGCUGUGACCAUUGAAAUCGCACCAAACGGCGUUCUGCAGCAAGUUUUGGAAAAAUCCUUGCAUCCACAGGUUACGAAUAUUUUAUUAACUCAAUAUACUGAACAAAGUUACAAUGUAAUUUUUCAAGGAAUUGGGAGACUUUACAACUGUGGCUUACAGCCACAAGUUGCCAAUUUAUAUCCGCCAGUAUCAUGGCCAGUUAGCCGAGGGACCAAAUCUACAAUAGCAAACAUAAUUUCAUACCACUUCGAUCUGAAAGGGCCAUCAUACGUUGUCGACACAGGAUGCAGUUCUAGCCUUUAUGCCAUGGCCGUUGGUUAUGAUUAUAUCAUGUCGGGCAUAUGCGAAGACGCAAUAAUUGGAGCUUCAAAUUUAUGUUUUCUUCCCGGUGUAAACCUACAAUACGCUCGGCUUGGUGCUUUGUCACCCGACGGUUAUUGCAGACCAUUUGAUAUUGCUGCAAAUGGUUAUUCGCGUGCCGAAACGGUGUCAGUGGCAUAUCUUCAAAAGAUGAAGAAUGCGAAGAGGAUUUAUGCCAUAUGUCCGCACAUUAAAUUAAACAGUGACGGUUACAAAGAAAAUGGAAUAAUAUAUCCAUCGUCAUUUAUGCAAAGUACUUUACUAACAGAAUUAUACAAUGAAUGUGGAAUACCGACAUCUUGUUUGGAUUACGUUGAAGCACAUGGUACCGGUACCAAAGUUGGUGAUGUCCAAGAAAUUAAUGCUAUCCAUAACACAUUGUGUAAAAAUAGAAAAACUCCAUUAAUGAUCGGCUCUGUAAAAUCCAAUCUUGGCCAUGGUGAAUCUACUAGCGGUUUCAUUCAAAUAGCUAAGAAAGGCGAUAAAAUACUUAUACACUCUGCCACUGGCGGUAUUGGACAAGCAGCUAUUCAUGUCGCUCUCAGUGAAGGAUGCGAGGUGUUCACUACCGUGGGCACGAUUGACAAACGAAACUUUAUUAAGCAAAUGUUUCCGACUAUUUUGGAUGAACAUAUAGGAAGUUCUCGAGAUACUAGUUUUGAACAAAUGAUAAUGCGACAAACAAAAGAAGAACAUAUGACCACACGAGAUAUCUACAAAGAGUUGAAACUGCGCGGUUAUCAGUACAGCGGUUUGUUUCGUGGAUUAAAGAGUGCAUCUAUUUCAGGCAAAAAUGGACACAUUAUUUGGAGAAACAAUUGGGUAACAUUUAUGGAUAACAUGUUACAGAUGUACAUUAUCGGUUGUGAUACUAGGGAUUUAUAUGUUUCUACAAGUAUUCAGAAAUUAGUGAUCAAUCCUGAGCUUCAUGCAAUGAAGCUAAGAGACAAUUACGCUAACGACUUGGAAGCAACGAUAAACAAAGACAAACAAUUACCAAUACGAAUAUACAGAGAGAUAGACACAAUUAUAGCUGGCGGAAUAGAAAUUCGAGGACUUAAAGCCUCUCAGAUCGCUCGCCGAAAAAUCAUACAAGAUGCAGUUAUCGAGGAACACGUAUUUAUAGCUCACUGUGAUCGCGCUAAGAUUUCUUUAAACGAAGCGAUUCGAAUAUCGGCGCAACUCGCGUUGGAAGAUCAUCAAAUCAUCAAAAUGAAGAUCAUUGAGCUAGUGGAAGAUGACGAUGAUAUUCCAUUAGAAUAUCUUUCAUCUUCAUUAUUCCUUGAGGCAUUUAAUGAUAUGCCAUUGAUACAAGCAAAAAUCAUUCUAUUAACAUCGCCGAAUCAUUUCAAUUCAUCAGAUUUAACACAAAACAUUUCAAUCGUAGAUUUGAACAGAGAAUCUAUAGAUGACAAAGCUUUAAUAGUUACCGGAUUCAAUCUUUUGACCAAACGACAAACCUCAUUACAGCGACUGUUGUCAUUUUUGAAAGAAGGUGGUUAUCUGUUGACGCGCGAGAAAUGCGACAUAACUGACUACAAGAAAUAUUUGCAGCAAUACGAAUUAAAUGUUAUUCUUGAAAAGCGCACUGAUAAAGAAAUGGUUGUACUUCUGAAGAAGAAAGUUUUGAUAGAAAACAGAGCUGUUGUCUAUAUAAAUAAUGAUAAUUUUAAUUGGCUCGAGGAUCUAAAGUUGCUUGUAAGCGAUAAGAGAGAACUUGACAAGAAUAGCAGAACUAUAAUUGUUGGAGAGGGAGACUUUGAGUGCGGUUUAUUGGGUUUUAUUAACUGUUUGAGAAAAGAACCGGAUGGAGAACUUGUUAGGGGUGUGCUUAUUCAAGAUGAGGAGGCUACAAAAUUUUCUCUACAAGAUUCCUUCUAUUUAGAGCAGCUGCAAAAAGAUAUGGCAAUUAACGUAUUGCGACCUAAUAAGACUUGGGGAUCGUAUAGACAUUUAAGAUUACCACAACGGGAAGCUGAACUUGUACCUACCGCUCAUGUCUACCAAACGGUUCGUGGUGAUCUAAACACAUUCUGUUGGAUAGAAAACAAUCUGUUUGCAGAGCUUUGCCGUGAAGAUUUAGUACAUGUGAUUUAUUCAUCACUCAAUUUUAAAGAUGUAUUACUUGCAACUGGCAAAUUCGUAAAUCGAACGAUUUCGCAUGGGCGAUUUUCUGACUGUGAACCAUUUGGUAUGGAAUACGUGGGAUUUGACGCCAACGGCCAACGCGUAAUGGGAUUUCGUGAUACUAAAUGUAUAGCAAACGUUGUUGUGAAAGAUAAAGACUUCUGUUGGAAAAUACCAGAUGCGUGGACAUUCGAAGAGGCGGCGACGAUUCCAUGCGUUUACAGCACAGUUUAUUUAGCUCUAUAUAUUUAUGGAAAAAUGUUGGUUUCACGAACUGAAAUAAAAAAUGGUUAUCAACGUAUGAAAGUUCGUCUGUGGAAAUCGUACGGUGUAAAUGUGCUAAUUAUCAAGGACAUUGAUGUCGCUAACACUCAGGAUUGCGAAUAUCUUUUGCAAACUGCGGAAAAAGAAGGGCCAGUGGACGCGAUAUUCAAUCUUGGUAUGGCAUACAAGAGCGGUAUCCUGAAGAAUCAAACUGCUGAAACCUUUGCGGAAUCCUUUCAAUCGAAGGCUCAAGCAACUCAGAUAUUGGACAAACUUACUAGAAACAUCUGCCUUAAUCUGCGGCAUUUUGUAGUAUUCUCUUCUGUUUCCUGCGGCAGAGGAAGUAUUGGACUAACUAAUUAUGGCAUGGCUAACUCCGUCAUGGAAAGAGUGUGCGAGAAAAGAGCGAAGGAAGAAUUACCUGGAUUGGCAAUUCAAUGGGGAGCUGUGGGCGACGUUGGUCUCAUCGCAGAUAAGCAAGAGGAAGGUAUAAAAUUGACUAUCGAUGGCACUUUGCAGCAAAAAAUAUCCUGCUGUCUCGACAAACUCGAUGAAUUUUUACUUCAAAGCCGGCCAAUUGUGAGCAGCAUGGUCAUAGAUGAAAAGAAAGCGGAAUCUUGCGGCAGUAUGGUAGAAACUAUUGCUAGUAUUUUAGACAUAAAAGACAUGAAAGUUAUAAAUCAAAAUUCGCUUUUGGCCGAACUUGGAGUGGAUUCCAUGAUGGUCAUUGAAAUCAAGCAAACUCUUGAACGAGAAUUUGAUAUUUUUUUUACUGCACGAGAAAUAAGAAAUCUUUCUUUCGCGAAACUCAUGAAAAUGUCCGAUGGAAACGUUAGUGACAAUAAUAUGCAUUUCUAACAAAAAUUCUUUUCAGAAAAAGAAAAAAAUUAUACGCCAAGUAUAUAUAAAAGUAUCGUACUUUACGUC
This is a messenger RNA of Wasmannia auropunctata (little fire ant), 4920 nucleotides long. Its product is annotated as fatty acid synthase-like. The transcript has 14 exons. NCBI's taxonomy places the organism in Eukaryota, Metazoa, Arthropoda, Insecta, Hymenoptera, Formicidae. Gene Ontology annotation, biological process: fatty acid biosynthetic process. The annotation marks the transcript as partial. Gene Ontology annotation, molecular function: fatty acid synthase activity; oxidoreductase activity; 3-oxoacyl-[acyl-carrier-protein] synthase activity. The record is from RefSeq and is a predicted model, not a curated record.